This is a messenger RNA of Heterobilharzia americana, 1024 nucleotides long. Lineage: Eukaryota; Metazoa; Platyhelminthes; Trematoda; Strigeidida; Schistosomatidae. The record is from the annotation of a GenBank genome assembly.
AAACAAUUAGAUAAUCAGCUGUCAAGAAGUUAUGACUUAUAUUAUUUCAUGGCUGAAGUGUAUCAGUUAGUUUUAAAGAAAUGUUAAACCGUUAUAACAACAAGAAAUGCCGUUGAAAUCACAAUCUCAUAGAAUAUAUUUGCCAAGAAAUGAAUCUCUUCCUUUUGUACAAUAUUCAAAGAAUGAUUUAACUCCUGUGAGAAGAACAAAAUCUACAGGUGAUCAAAUAACUCCGAAUUCAUCAUGUGUUGUUUUAAUCUCAAAUGGAAAAUGUAAUUCAUUACAAGAUACUAUGACUGUUGAAAAAGUAUUGAUGGCAUAUAUUGUUGAUACACUAAUUGACUGUUUUAAAUAUCAACAUUUUACUAACUAUGAAAAUUCUCAAUUCCUUCAACACAAUAAACCAUAUAUACAAACAAUUGACACUGAAGUUAAACCUUCUACCAAUUUGUUGUCUACAACACAAAUUAAAUCCAAUAUUAACCAAAAAAUAAAUAAGUAUAAUCCUUUAAUAUACAAGAAUUCUUUAAAAAAGGAUUAUGAUUUUCGUAGGAAGGAAUAUUCUUCACAAAUAACAACUUAUUGUAAUAAGAAAGCAUACACUAAUGUACUUCAAACAUAUCAUACAAAAAAUCAUUCUAGUAAUACUUGUAAUAAUGUCGAGUCUACAAUUUCAUGUAAUCAUAAGUUAAAGGAUAAAUUUCCAAAGCCUAUUGCGUCAUCAUCAUCAUCAUCGCAACCGCACACUGAUAGUCAUACUUAUAACAGUGUUCAUUUCUGUAAACAUCGAAAUCCUGAGUCUAGACCAAUAAUUCAACAUUGUUUAAAACCUUCAACUCUACCAAUUUCUUCCAUACAUCAGAACAUUCUUAAUGGUAAUAAUAAGCAGAAAUUUAGUAUGACCUGUAUAAAAUCGUCUACUAGUAAUCAGUCAUUAAAACCAUCAUUGAUAAGUUUAUCUCCUAGGAAUUAUUCAUCCUUUUCUACUUCAAAUAGAUUGAUUAAUGAAGGCACUGCUGUCUAA